AGCACUUAUGACCGCUGUCCUCUGGAGCUCGUGCGCUGCAUCAAACACAUCCUACACUCAGAGCAGAGGCUGGUUCAAGAAGCCACAAAUGCCAGCUCUGGGGGUGGGGGGCAGGCCAUGGACAGCCUGUCGCAGCGCCAUCAGCAGAUCAACCAGUCCUUCGAGGAGCUGCGCCUGGCCACACAGGAGACGGAGAACGAGCUGAGGAAGCUGCAGCACAGCCAGGAGUACUUCAUCAUCCAGUACCAGGAGAACAUGCGCAUCCAGGCCCAGCUGAGCAGCCUGUCCACGCUGCCUCCAGCUGAGCGCACCCAGAGAGAGACCGCCCUGCAGAGCAAGAGGACCACUGUGGAGACCUGGCUCACCAGAGAGGCCAGCACACUGCAGAAAUACAGGCUUGACCUGUCCGAGCAGCACCAGAAGACGCUGGCCCUGCUGAGGAAGCAGCAGACCCUGAUCCUGGAUGAGGAGCUGAUCCAGUGGAAGAGGAGGCAGCAGCUGUCCGGCAACGGGGGUCCUCAUGAGGGGGGGCUGGACGUCCUCCAGUCCUGGUGUGAGAAGCUGGCUGACCUGAUCUGGCAGAACCGGCAGCAGAUCCGGCGCUGUGAACAUCUCACCCAGCAGCUCCCCCUGCCGGGCCCCAUGGAGGAGCUGCUGAGCAAACUCAACUCUGACAUCACAGACAUCAUCUCCGCCCUGGUUACCAGCACCUUCAUCAUAGAGAAGCAGCCCCCCCAAGUGUUAAAGACCCAGACCAAGUUUGCAGCCACAGUGCGCCUCCUGGUGGGGGGGAAGCUCAACGUCCACAUGAACCCCCCUCAGGUCAAAGCAGUCAUCGUCAGCGAGCAGCAGGCCAAAGCUCUGCUGAAGAAUGAGAGCACACACAGCUUUAUUUGCCUUGGCAGUGAAAGCAGUGGAGAAAUCCUCAACAACAACUGUGUGAUGGAGUAUCACCAGGCCACCGGCACCCUCAGUGCACACUUCAGAAAUAUGUCCCUGAAGAGGAUCAAGCGUUCAGACCGCCGCGGUGCAGAGUCGGUGACGGAGGAGAAGUUCACGGUUCUGUUCGAAUCGCAGUUCAGCGUCGGAGGCAACGAGCUGGUCUUCCAUGUCAAAACCUUAUCACUGCCUGUGGUUGUGAUUGUCCAUGGGAGUCAGGACAACAACGCCACAGCCACCGUCCUGUGGGACAACGCCUUCGCUGAGCCGGGCAGGGUGCCGUUCAUCGUGCCAGACAAGGUGAUGUGGCCCCAGCUGUGUGAGGCCCUAGAUAUGAAGUACAAGGCAGAGAUGCACAGUGGGCGGGGCCUGUCGGAAGAUAACAUGGUCUUCCUGGCGCAGAAAGCUUUUACAAGCAGCAGCAACAACCCUGAGGACUUCCGCAACGUGAGCAUAUCCUGGGCCCAGUUCAACAGGGAGAGCUUACCCGGACGCAACUUCACCUUCUGGCAGUGGUUUGAUGGAGUUGUGGAGCUCAUGAAGAAACAUCUCAAGCCUCACUGGAAUGAUGGUGCCAUCCUGGGCUUUGUUAACAAGCAGCAGGCCCAGGACAUGCUGCUGUCCAAACCCAACGGCACGUUCCUGCUGCGAUUCAGCGACUCAGAGAUUGGAGGCAUCACCAUCGCCUGGGUGGCUGAGAACCCCAACAAGCAAGGUGAGAGGCUGGUCUGGAAUCUGUUGCCUUAUACAACAAAGGACUUUUCCAUCCGUUCCCUGGCGGACCGCAUCAGUGACCUGAACCAUCUUCUGUUCCUGUACCCGGACCGGCCCAAAGACGAGGUCUUCGCCAAGUAUUACACCCCUCCCCUCUCAAAAGCGGUGGAUGGAUACGUAAAACCACAGAUCAAACAAGUUGUGCCAGAAUUCACCACCCCAAAAUCUGAACCCAGUGGAGGAACUCCUUCGUUCAUGGACCAAACAGCUUCUCCGUCCAUCAGCCACCCCAGCAGCUUUGGAGUCUACCCUUCGAUGAGUGACACCAUGUUGGAUGCAGAGGGAGACUUCGACCUGGAGGACACGAUGGACGUGGCGCGCCAUGUGGACGAGCUGCUCCGCAGGCCAAUGGCCAACCAGUGGAGCAGUCAGCAGUCCUGAACCUGCGUACACCUUCAGGUCUUCUCCAUCUUAUCUUACAGAAACACCCGCAACUGCAGCCACAGAGAAACGUCUGUGUGUUCAUCGGCUGCUCUGGCAGGUCCACAUCACAAUGUAUUUCAGUUUCAGCUCCCCAUAGGGGUUUAGUGUGAAAAGAAGGUCUGGUCAUAUAUCCGUCUCUGUUGAGAAAGUAAACCUACUAUCAGAAAGCAAUGUUACAGACAUUUGAUGGUCUUAAUGUCCUCUCCCACUUACCGUAGUUUCUCAGGGUUGAUGUGUUGUUCCGGUCUGGAUUUAUUCAACAUGAAAUACAGUCAGUUUGUACGUAAACUUUGCAUUCAUAUGUGCCUGUUUAGCUUUUAGCUGGCAAAAGGAGAAGUCUGCUUAGAAAUGUACAGCAGUCAUACCAGCUUUUUUUUCAUUCUCAAGGUUUGCUUCAUCUACACAUUUAACAUUGGUGACAAAAUGCUGAAACAUUCUACAUCUUCUCCAUUACUGGGAUUAUGUGUCGCUAAUUCUUAUCCGUAUUCAGUCAAUCCAGAAUAAAUCAAAUACGUCACUUUAGCUGAAUCUCAACCUCUGUGACCAAAAGUAUUUACAGGAUGAUGGCAAAUGUAAGUUUUCCAAGAUUAUUUUAAGUCUGUUAUUUUAAAGAGAGGCUCAUAAAGGGAGCAGAGUGAGAUGAAUAGAACAACAAGCAGGAAACAACCAAUGUGUUUCCUAGUUAAGUUGCUAUGUCAUUGGCUUAGUUGUGGCUUGGACAUUGAGACAUUUUUUAAGACAUGUGUUUUCAGAAACUAAAUAAGGUGGUUUAAGUUUAAACCCAGAUGCUGAUGUAUAAAGAGACUGGCUGCAGAGUUAGAGGCAGGGCCCCUGUUAUUAAUACGAAAGUUGAUCAGUAGCGCAUACAGCCAAAUUGGUAUGGAUGCAAAAUCAAUUGAAUCUUCUGCAUCCAUGGGGCCCUUUGUACGACUAAUAGGACACAUUUUGAAAUAAGGGCUGUAUAAAUGUUUUGGUGGGGAGUCUAUUUCCCUUCAGAAAAGAAUGAUCCCCUGAUUUACAGUUAUCUUUCCCUCUAAGUCUACAGUGAAAAGUAUUUUAAGGCCGAAGUGCAUCAAAUGACAGAUCCGGAAGGUGUAAUUCCUUAUUUUACCACUAGGAAAAUUGCAGACAAAGCAGUUUCUGCCGAUAGCUUGACCCAUCGCCUCUGGAGCUCACUGAUCCUUAGGAUUAAUUCAAACAUGUAGCGCACAUGAAGAUUACCUUCUUGACCACCUAGCACUAAUGAUUCAAUAACUGGGUCCCCGUUUUGUUUGUUGUCUUGCAUAGCAUGAGCGUGCCAGUAACGCAAAGACACCAUGCUGAAUCCGUCAAUGUUGCACACUAUUAAGCUGAACCAGAUAAAGCACUUAUGUGCCAGCUAAGGCAAGAAACAACAAGCAUUAGUGCUAGCAUGUUAGCAAGUAAACAUGAUUAUAAAACAAUCCAAGUGUCAAUAUGUUAAAAUACAUAUUUUAUAAGGAAAUAGAUUGAACAAAAAGUUAGGUUUCAAAUAUACACACACUUUUAUAUGGACGAAUUACGCUGAAUGUGAAAAACAACUUAUAUUAACAGUGCACACUGAUGCAUCGAUUUGUGACAGUCAUCUGUAUAUUGUUUCAGUUCUGAAACGUUUUCUCAGCAGUACGAGGAAUAAAUUAACAGUUAAUCUGUAAAAUCGCAUCUAAAACCAUCCCCACCAUUUUUCACAGCAAUUUGGCUGAACCUGUUGUAAACCACAGCUAAGCUAGGCAGAUGCUAAGUGACACAGCAGCAGCCGCAGGGAGUUGAUGAGUUUACAUCUGACAUUUACUUUUGUAGUAAAACCACCAAUAUGUCUUUGUAACAUGCUAAAACAUGGUGUUACAAUAGUACAGGUGUAGAAGGAUCAGCCAACACAUUUGGUAUUGUGAGCUACACAGCAAUAUUUAUCUAAGCUAACAUUAGCGUACAUUAGCUACCGGUCACACACGUUUUGAACUAAACAAGGGGGAGUUCAUUACUUAUGAGUUCCUUUGGAGAAAGAUUUCAUUAAUGAGGUCUAAGGUUGCAUAGUCUGGUUUCAAACUAUCUUUUGGUGCUUUUUGUAUAAUAUUUUAUAUUGCAGCCAUGUUAUGAAUUUCCUGUAGCCUACUAUACCUUAAAGCAAAAUAUUGUAUUAGUCAUAGAUGCCAUCAUUUCUUAUAAAGUCAAUAAGUGCUUGUUGAUUUAAAGACUUAACUCACAAGUCAUAUUUUUUUACUUUUGUCAGAUGGAGUUUUAAAUACAAUGGGUGAUAUAACACGAUCAUUUAGAGGGAUAUUUAUUGAUUACAAUUGUUUACAUAAAGACAAUAUCCGUGAGAAUAUAGUUGGGGUUUACCAAAUUAGAAUUCAAUUUACCAACGUCAAAUUAGCUACAUUUUCUGUGCCUGAAUCUGUUAUAGUCGUGUUAAUGCUCGUUGCCUUGGUGAAUGUUUAUACAACAUUUACAUUUGAAAUCUGGAGAUAUGGAAAGGAAUCCCCAACAAUCACCAGUUAGUCUUUUUAAACUCUUUCUAAAAUAUUUGGAGCGGUUCUCAGUCAAGUUGCAUUCAUUGCAACAUUACCACCUCUUACUUAAUGGAUGUAUGGUAGUGUUAAAGUAACGUCAUGUAGAUUAAUAAUUAGUCAGAAAAAUAUAAUGCUACAGUAUUACUCCUGCCCUCACAUUUGUGCUGCACAAAAAUAAUUAGCCAAUCAUAGCAGAGUAUUUUUUCAUAAAACAGUUUAUAUAAUGUAUCAUUGCUAUGUGAUAUAGUGCAGGUCAUGGGAUAUUAGUGUUAAACAAUCAAAGAGGAUUUGUAUAAUAUCCUAUCAUGCUGGGUCUCAUUUGUUUUAGCACCUGAAGCUACCACAGAAUGCAGAAUAUUGAACUGUUGUGAUUGUUCUUGGAUAAUUAUUUCCCCACCUAUUAUGAUUAUUAUUUGCAUCUUCUGGUUGUUUUUUGAGUCAACAUUUACAUUAAUGAGCAUAAAAUGGAUUAUCUUUCCAUGUGGACAGUUUCGAUGUUACAGUCAGUGCUCUUGGAUUUCGGCACCAAUAUCUUUUCUACUUAAUGAUCUCUUUCAUAUAGCUCAGUUUUCUGCCCUAGAAACUGUGGAUGUCCCUCUUGAAUAGUUGGUCAGAGCCAUGUUCAUAUGAAAUGCAUCUUGUUUUGGAAGCCAGGAGCACUGUUUACAGGACUGCCCUCUCACUGUACAUCCUUUAUUAUCAAUCAUGGUGUAACAAAUUAAAUUGAAGUGACCUUUGUGUUUUUUUGCUCAUCUAAUGUACUCAGCUUAACGUUUGUGUUAACCCAAAGUAAGCUUGUCAUUUAACCUGAGCCUAAACUUGACUAAAAAAACUGUACAGUGAAUGUUCAACAUGAAUUAAUAAAAUAUUGGAAUCAGUUAGUGGAUGCAUUAAACUGACUCAAACUAAAAUGACAAACUACAACAUGUUAUAUUGAUUUGAGAAGUCUCAAUGUGACAGUUUCAGUGAAUGUUUAUGACAUAGAGAAUCUUAAACAUAUUCCGUCUAUGAAUAUAUGUUGUCAAAUGUUACUUUGAGGUGUGUGCUGUCUUACAGCUUUGUCAUCUGUCAGUGGAUUCCUUUGGGAGAAUGCUCAUACCUCAUACUGUGUAAUAGUUAUUUCAGUCAGAAGUGUUUGUCGAUCAUUUAUCCUCACAGCUUCUGAAAGUGCCAGUCCAAUCAUUGGGCAGGUCUGCGCCCUCAUGGUGGAAUAAUUCAUGCUCUGCAUAAUAAGCUUUUUCUAAAUUCUCACUUCAGUAGUCUUUUAGUUUUGACGUACAGAGGCUUUGUAGAUCUGUCUGUGCCUUGUGGAUUGUGAAGGGACAGCACGGUCCAUACAGGACAUUUUAAAGCCAUUGUCUUGACUCUGCACUACUAACAGCCUUAACUAAGGAAUGUCUAAUCACCUUGAGAAACAAAACUCACCCAGAAUGGAAGUAAACACCAUAAACCUCAAGAAAACUCACUGUGAAAUAAGUUUAGAUUAGUCCAAAUCAACCAAAUAAAACCUGAUGACUUGAGUGUAUACCUUUCUGCGUCUUAUGCUUUUUGCUUGAUAGGUAAAUAAAACACAAACUUUGAUGGUGUUCGAACUCGGCAAAAGCAAACAAGCACUGUGAUGUUUACACCAGCAGUUAUUUCGUGUGUUUGUGCUCAUCAGUUCUUCUCCUGCUUGUCUUUAAAUCAAUUUAAUUUAUGUUUGUCCUCAGUGUAAUUUACUUUUCUAGCCUGGUGUCUUUGCUUGCUUAUGUGCAGCCAGUGGCCUGUUUGGGUACUUUGUAUUUACAUCCUUAUUGUGCCACUUUCUGCUGGAAGUUAAAUGUAGGGAUUGGGGAUUUGAAAAUAAAAGUUUUUUUUAUAAUGAA
Messenger RNA from Gymnodraco acuticeps, 6529 nucleotides. RefSeq names its product signal transducer and activator of transcription 5B-like. Gene Ontology annotation, molecular function: RNA polymerase II cis-regulatory region sequence-specific DNA binding; DNA-binding transcription factor activity, RNA polymerase II-specific. NCBI's taxonomy places the organism in Eukaryota, Metazoa, Chordata, Actinopteri, Perciformes, Bathydraconidae. The record is from RefSeq and is a predicted model, not a curated record. Gene Ontology annotation, biological process: growth hormone receptor signaling pathway via JAK-STAT; regulation of cell population proliferation; cytokine-mediated signaling pathway.